CACAUCUAUCCGAAACAAAUUCCCUCCUUCCCUCGUUUUCUACUCCUGCCUCCACACCCUAAACUCCCUCAUUUCCUGCAACCUUUUUUCCUCUCUCUCUCUCUCUCUCUCUCUCUCUCCACCACUCUCUCUCUCUAAAACCCUAGUCCUCUCCGAUCGUUCCACCCCAAUUCGGAUUUCAACCACCGUCUUCCCCCGCCACUCAAUGUCCAGCACCGCUGGAGCUUCUGACAAUCGCGCCACGCCACCGCUCCAACCUCCCAACCGCCCACCACUCAAACGCCACCUGGCCUUUGCUUCCACCAAGCCGCCAUUUGCUCCGCCCGAUGAUUACCACACCUUUUCCGCCGCCGCCACGACCGCCGCUGGUCCCGAUUCUAGGAGAGGCGCCCAUCACGAGCCUGAAGCUGUCGUUGUCAGAUCUCCGUUCAUAAAGCGGAAGAAUGGAAUGAAUAACAAUGAAGGAGACUCACAAAAGUGGGGUAAUAGCCCUGGAGGCACUAACGUCAUGAAUAGUCCUUUUAAAACUCCUGUGUCUGCAAAAGGGGGAAGGACACAUAAGUCAAAAGUUUCCAAAGAAGGCAGAUCAUGUCCUCCAACACCCAUCUCAAAUGCUGGUUCCCCUUCUCCUCUUACUCCUGCUAACAAUCGUUAUGACAGUUCCUUAGGUCUUUUGACAAGAAAGUUUAUCAAUUUGAUCAAGCAUGCAGAGGAUGGAAUGCUUGACCUAAAUAAAGCAGCAGAAACAUUGGAGGUGCAAAAAAGGAGGAUAUAUGACAUAACUAAUGUUUUGGAAGGGAUUGGUCUCAUCGAAAAGAAGCUCAAGAACAGAAUACAUUGGAAGGGAAUUGAAUCUUCUACGCCUGGUGCGGUUGAUGGUGAUAUCUCUAUGCUAAAGGCAGAAACUGAAAAACUUUCUUCGGAAGAGCAGAGAUUGGAUGAUCAGAUAAGGGAAAUGCAAGAAAAGCUUAGGAGUUUGAGUGAAAAUGAAAACAACCAGAAGUGCCUUUUUGUGACUGAAGAAGAUAUUAAAGCCGUUCCUUGCUUCCAGAAUGAAACUCUGAUAGCAAUCAAAGCUCCUCAUGGAACUACACUGGAAGUCCCUGAUCCUGAGGAAGCUGUUGACUAUCCACAGCGAAGAUAUAGAAUCAUUCUUAGAAGCACGAUGGGUCCCAUUGAUGUCUACCUUAUCAGUCAAUUUGAAGAGAAAUUUGAAGAGAUUAAUGGUGCUGAGCCCCCCAUCAGUCUCCCACUUGCUUCAAGUUCAGGUUCCAAUGAGCAGCUAGUGACAGAAACGGUUCCUACUGAAUUCAGUGGAAUAGGACUUGAGCCUCAAGCUCAGCUCUCUUCUCAAGGGUACUCUGAUCUGAAUGCUUCACAAGAGUUUGCUGGUGGCAUGAUGAAGAUUGUCCCUUCAGAUGCUGAUAAUGAUUCAGAUUAUUGGCUUUUAUCAGAUGCUGAAGUUAGCAUAACAGAUAUGUGGAAAACAGAUGCUAGUGUUGACUGGAAUGGAGUGGACAUGCUUCAUCCUGACUUUGGCUUGGUUUCGAGGCCGCAAACUCCAUCAUCUGGGUUUGCUGAAGCACCACCCACAGCAGCUAACUCUAAUCAGAGGUGAUUCUGAUUUGUCUAUUAGUGGUAUAUCAGAAAAUAUGGUUUGCCUAUCAUCCAUUGCACAGAGGGAAACUGCUUCAAUAGAGUAAUUGCUAGCUUUGUGAAUGUUGAGGAUGCUGUCAGGAGCUGUGUAAAUGUCAAGCAGGGAGUUUUUGCUGCACUAAAUCAUUGACUCUGUUAUGAAUAAACUAGUUAUGAUGGACAUAAUAUGCUCAUGGAGGAUUUAGGUUGGAAGGUAGGGAAGCAGGGACAAGUUUUAUUCAGAAAAUGUUGCUACUGUAUGAUUGGAAAGCAGGCUCCAUAAUCAACAUAUGGUCAUAUUAUUAGCCAUAAUUGAAGUCUGUGGCAUCGUCGGUUCAAUGUUUUUGAAGAUGAGAGAAGCUAUGUAGAUGCUGUGACUUCAAACAAUCUACAAGGGUGGACUGGAUAUUGUUAGGAGAUGAACACCUUAUUAUUAAAUUAUCAUUCAUGCAUUGUAAACAUUUGAUAAAUAUUAUGCGAGUAAAAUUAUGUCAAUUAUUUUCCCAAAUUGCUCCAAUGUUUUCUAUUUUCUUCUACUCUUAAAAUGAAAUAUGUCGUUUGAGAUA
Lotus japonicus is the source of this 2201-nucleotide messenger RNA. Its product is annotated as transcription factor E2FA. The transcript is spliced from 14 exons. Gene Ontology annotation, cellular component: RNA polymerase II transcription regulator complex. Gene Ontology annotation, biological process: regulation of transcription by RNA polymerase II. NCBI's taxonomy places the organism in Eukaryota, Viridiplantae, Streptophyta, Magnoliopsida, Fabales, Fabaceae. The record is from RefSeq and is a predicted model, not a curated record. Bases 206 to 1618 code for a protein of 470 amino acids. Gene Ontology annotation, molecular function: protein dimerization activity; RNA polymerase II cis-regulatory region sequence-specific DNA binding; DNA-binding transcription factor activity, RNA polymerase II-specific.